GGCGCCCCGAGCCUCCCGAGCCGGGGCGCACAGCCGGGGGCGCCCCCCCCCCCCCCCGCCGCGACUGACAUGAUGUUUCCACAAAGCAGGCAUUCGGGCUCGUCUCACCUACCCCAGCAACUCAAAUUCACCACCUCAGACUCCUGCGACCGCAUAAAAGACGAGUUUCAGCUGCUGCAGGCUCAGUACCACAGCCUGAAGCUGGAAUGUGACAAGCUGGCCAGCGAGAAGUCAGAGAUGCAGCGUCAUUAUGUGAUGUACUACGAGAUGUCCUAUGGCUUGAACAUUGAGAUGCACAAGCAGGCUGAAAUCGUCAAGAGGCUGAAUGGGAUUUGUGCCCAGGUCCUACCCUACCUUUCCCAAGAGCACCAGCAGCAGGUCUUGGGAGCCAUCGAGAGGGCUAAGCAGGUCACCGCUCCUGAGCUGAACUCCAUCAUCCGGCAGCUCCAAGCCCAUCAGCUGUCCCAGCUGCAGGCUCUGGCCCUGCCCCUGACCCCGUUGCCUGUGGGGCUGCAGCCGCCUGCGCUGCCCGCGGUCAGCGCCGGCACCGGCCUUCUCUCGCUGUCUGCGCUGGGCUCCCAGGCCCACCUCUCCAAGGAAGACAAGAAUGGGCACGACGGUGACCCCCACCAGGAGGAUGACGGCGAGAAGUCGGAUUAGCGGGCGGCCGGGAUGGGGAGGGUGGGG
This is a messenger RNA of Odobenus rosmarus divergens (Pacific walrus), 687 nucleotides long. It is a transcript of the gene TLE5, whose product is annotated as amino-terminal enhancer of split. Gene Ontology annotation, biological process: negative regulation of canonical Wnt signaling pathway; regulation of DNA-templated transcription. Bases 70 to 660 code for a protein of 196 amino acids. The record is from RefSeq and is a predicted model, not a curated record. Gene Ontology annotation, molecular function: protein binding; transcription corepressor activity. The transcript is spliced from 7 exons. Lineage: Eukaryota; Metazoa; Chordata; Mammalia; Carnivora; Odobenidae. Gene Ontology annotation, cellular component: nucleus; transcription regulator complex.